This is a messenger RNA of Alligator mississippiensis (American alligator), 657 nucleotides long. RefSeq names its product free fatty acid receptor 1 (gene FFAR1). The transcript has 3 exons. The record is from RefSeq and is a predicted model, not a curated record. Gene Ontology annotation, biological process: positive regulation of calcium ion transport; response to fatty acid; positive regulation of cytosolic calcium ion concentration. Gene Ontology annotation, molecular function: bioactive lipid receptor activity. Gene Ontology annotation, cellular component: plasma membrane. Bases 1 to 657 code for a protein of 218 amino acids. NCBI's taxonomy places the organism in Eukaryota, Metazoa, Chordata, Crocodylia, Alligatoridae.
AUGCCCACCCCGGACUGGCUGGGCCUGUGUGUGAACGCAGGGGCAGCCGCCUUGGGCCUGCCAGCGGCCGGUGCUGCCCUGUUCCACCUGGCCCGGCUCCCCCCAAGCCCCAGCCGCAUCUACCGCCUGCACCUGCUGCUGGCCGACCUGGCGCUGGCCGCUCUCAGCGCUGGGCGCUGCCUGGGCGCCGUCUACCCGCUGCUGUACCGGCGCUACCGUCAGCCCCGCUACUCCUGCUUCAUCUGCGGGGGGCUCUGGGGGGUUGUGGGGGCCCAUGGUCUAGCCCUGGUGGCCCUCGAGACCCCCUCCACCUCCAAUGGGACCCUGGCCUCAGUUUGCCCAUCUGUGCCGCGCUUGGGCCUGCGCCUGGAGCUAUCCAUGCUGCUGUACUUCAUGCCGCUGGUGCUGGCGGCUUUCUGCACAGCUGGCUGCCUCCAGGCCCUGGCACGGUCCCGCCUGGGCUGGCGCCGUAAGCUGCGGGCCGCCCGCGUAGCGCUGGCCUCACUGGCCCUGCUGCUAGUCGCCUCGGGCCCCCACAACGUGGCACACGUGGUGGGCUUUGCCCAGGGCCAGGAUGUGGCCUGGCACCACCUGGCGUUGCUGCCUGCUGCUGCCACUGCUGUGCUGGACCCACUACCUGGCUGCAUCCCAGUGUGA